This is a messenger RNA of Eremothecium sinecaudum, 1722 nucleotides long. It is a transcript of the gene FAR8, whose product is annotated as Far8p. NCBI's taxonomy places the organism in Eukaryota, Fungi, Ascomycota, Saccharomycetes, Saccharomycetales, Saccharomycetaceae. The transcript has a single exon. The coding region runs from base 1 to 1722 and encodes 573 amino acids. The record is from RefSeq and is a predicted model, not a curated record. Gene Ontology annotation, molecular function: protein binding.
AUGAAUCAACAGCCUUCGGUAUCUCCUUCGGCUUGCUAUACCCUUCCUGGGGUUAUGCAUUACUUACAAACUGAAUUUACGAAAAAUGAGAGAGACAGGAUUAAUUGGGAACUUGAGCGGUGCGAAAUGAAAGCAAGAAUUGCUCAAUUAGAGGGCGAAAACCGUGAUUUGCGGUAUGAGUGCAUGAAAUUAAAGCAGGAAUCAACUGCAGAACCGGAAGAUAUUUCAUACCAAGAGCCGCAGUUAAUUAAGUCGAAGUUGUCUGUACAAGAGAAUGUAAAGGAGAUUGUUUAUUUACUAAAGAGUCCUCAAGUUACGGAGCAGUUGGAUGCAUGGAAUAACAAAUGCUCAUCUAUACAUCCGUUGGAGUCAAUGAAUCUAAAUACCAGAAAGCCAAGUGGGAAAGAUAUGGCGGCAGAGAGUGGAAGUGGUGCGCCAAUGCAAGAUUCUCCUGUUUCGCCUAAAGUUAAGAUAACCUCUCCUCAGCAGCCACUUUCGCCGUCUUUGUUUAUGUCAGCUGGGCAGAAGUACGAGUCGGAUCAAGAAACCAUUGUGCUUGAGCAACAAUCUUCUGCACUUGUUUCUCCCAGUUCAGGAGGGGGGAGCGCUAACAUAGAAAACAUCACUUCUCCCAUCUCACUGCGGAGCAACAAAAUGAGUUCUCCUAAGAAAGUACAUUUGACUCAACCUGCAUCUAGCACUACCCCGCUGGCGUACGUGGAUAAACUGACGCUGUUUCAGAACAACUUGCUGACCCUAACUGGUGACGUUCAACUGAAACAUUGGUUAAUAAGCUCUGACCUUGAGCUUGGUGAUAAGCUUACAAUCCCAACAUUUCACGGAUUGGGGCAAUAUGUUAUUGCUAUUUUCUGGUGGGAUGCAAAAACCUUCAUUACUAUUGACGAAUCUGGAUUAAAAGUAUGGUCGGUAGAGAUCCCAGAGCCUAUCAUGCAAUGGGACUGUUUUCAGAACUUGGAAUUUGAGAAUAUUGAUAUUAUCGACUUUAAAAACAAGUGGCUGGUGCUGAAGCUUGGUGGUAGGAUAUUAAUAUGGAAACUGGAUAUCUCCAAUGAGGACAAUAUGAUAUCGAUCGCCAGCAACUACGAACUCUUACUGGACGAUCAAAAGCCCGCUUUCUUUAUUCUUGGACUUACUGAGGAGUCCUUGAUUGUGCUAUAUCUGGAUCCAUGUCAUUGGACAAUAUAUAACUUCCAGGGUAAAGUACUACAGCAAUAUGAUUUGAGUGAAUUUACCACUGACCUAAAUCCUAAGGGAAACAAUGUUACCAGGCUCGUGUUGAACAAGAAAACAUCCAAGCUGUUGAUACAGAUAAACAAUCAGCUAAUUGUCUAUUCUUUUGAUCAGAAAAAAACUGUUGCUACUUUUGAAUUGGAAAGCAUCCCUAGUAACAUCGUCUUUAAGUUUAAUUCAGAGAUUGUCGUUCUAGGAUAUUGUGAUGGAACAAUUGAGGUUCGUGACUUGAAAGAUUUUGAUAAGAUAAUUAAGUCUUAUAAUCAUUACCGAAUAGAGAAUAAUGCUCUUUCUUCUGACGUUGCACAUCAUCGAUCUGAUGUAGUAACACGAGCUGAGGGUGAAAAGGAAAUCCCUAUGAAGAAUUUCAUAAAUAUGGACGUUGCAAUUGUCAAUGAUACCCCAGCCAUUGUGUCUGGGGGUGACAGUGGUCUAGUGCGUUUGGUAAGCUUACAUGAUGUUGCUUUCUGA